AUGGCGACCGCGAUCGUACAUGUUCUCGAUCGUGACCUAAAUCCAGUCGAAUGUAGAACUUUGAUUGACACGUGUUCGAGCGCGAAUUUUAUGACUGACGACCUGGCAAUGAAAUUAAGGCUUCCGACGAGGGACGAUACGACGACGAUCGAGACGUUGAACCAGUCACACACGGUCGCGAAGAAACUGGUCUCAACCACCAUCAAGUCGCGACUCUCAAACUAUCAACGGAAUUUAACGUUUUUUUCUAUCCCGCGGAUCGCUGGACCGACACCGGAUGAGCAAAUCGAUCGUUCGAAGAUCGCGAUUCCGACGAAUCUCCGACUCGCGGAUCCACAGUUCCAUCGACCGGCGAACGUGGAUAUGCUAAUCGGCACCGGUCGGGCAUUGACUUCGCUCAGCAUCGGCCAACACAGGCUCUCUCCUCACAACGGAGCUGAUCUGGUCCUCCAAAAGACCCAGUUUGGAUGGAUCAUCGGGGGGAGUGUCUCUGCAACGGCAGCGCGCAAGGGACAUCGAGCGCUCCUCAUCACCCCGAAUUUUGAUUUACAAAAAUUCUGGGAGUUGGAAGAGGGUCCUCAAACGCAGCAUCUUUCAUCCGAAGAGCGUGAAUGCGAACAGCAUUAUCAGGAUCACGUCACGCGAGAUAAAACCGGGCGUUACAUCGUCGCACUUCCCUUCAACGAGAAGAAGACACAACUCGGCGAAUCUCGAUCGCGCGCCUUGAAUCGGUUUCUGUCUCUCGAACGCAAAUUUAAACGAGACCCAGAGUUAAAACGCGAAUAUUCCGACGUGAUAAAGGAAUAUCUCGACCUGGGACACAUGAGUGAGGUAGAAUCGCGCGACACCGAAGGUUUCUACCUGCCUCACUAUGCGGUCAUAAAACCAACCAGCACGACAACCAAGGUUCGUGUCGUGUUUGACGGAUCCGCAAAAUCGAGUACCGGACUCUCGUUAAAUGACACCCUCAUGACUGGUCCGACGAUCCAGGACGAUAUCUUCGCGCUUCUGAUAAGGUUUCGUACACACGCUUACGUCUUGACCGGAGACAUUGAAAAGAUGUAUCGACAAUUUCUCGUGAGAGCCGAAGAACGUCGAUAUCAGCAAAUAUUAUGUCGAGAUCAAAAUGACCAGAUAAGGGUUUACCAGUUGAACACAGUCACGUUAGGAUUGUCUUCUGCUCGAUUCCUCGCUAUCAGGAGUAUUCACCAAUUAGCGGACGAUGAAAGGGAAAAUGCUCCAGUCGCAGCGACCGUUCUUCAGCGCGACUUAUACGUUGACGAUUUAUUGACCGGCACGGACACCUACGAAGAGGCAAUAAAUCUACGGGACCGGAUCAUCGACCUAUUGAAGCGCGGUGGUUUGCACAUUCGGCAGUAG
This is a messenger RNA of Osmia bicornis bicornis, 1380 nucleotides long. RefSeq lists its product as uncharacterized. The record is from RefSeq and is a predicted model, not a curated record. NCBI's taxonomy places the organism in Eukaryota, Metazoa, Arthropoda, Insecta, Hymenoptera, Megachilidae. Bases 1 to 1380 code for a protein of 459 amino acids. The transcript has a single exon.